Messenger RNA from Diprion similis, 7612 nucleotides. RefSeq lists its product as uncharacterized. Gene Ontology annotation, molecular function: RNA polymerase II cis-regulatory region sequence-specific DNA binding; DNA-binding transcription factor activity, RNA polymerase II-specific. Lineage: Eukaryota; Metazoa; Arthropoda; Insecta; Hymenoptera; Diprionidae. The transcript has 2 exons. The coding region runs from base 374 to 7507 and encodes 2377 amino acids. The record is from RefSeq and is a predicted model, not a curated record. Gene Ontology annotation, biological process: regulation of DNA-templated transcription.
UGGAAACCCAGGAUCAGGAGAUAUAAAAAGUACCUUUUUAGCUGAAGUGAAUCGGAGUGAAUAGAAAUUGCAUACAGUCAGUGCCCUUACUAAUAUUAUUUGAGGACUCAAACAGCGAAGCAAGAGUCAGUUAUGAAUGGAUGAUGGAAUCGACCACGUUGCAUAGCAAUUGAGUAUUGAUAACAUCUGAAUCAUGUUGGAAACGAGGUGUAAGGUGUGGGUGAAACCAUGACAAAUUCCCACUUGGUCAAGAACUUUCUCAACAUCACAGAAUCACCGACCCUCACAUAGGAGAGCCGGAGAUUACUGAAAAUUGAGAAGCCGUUACAAUAUGCUCUUCAUUGUUGUAGAUUGAUUAAACCCUGGUGAAGCCAUGGGUUCUGGUAUAUCCAGUGACAGUGACUCAAGUGCAACCGAUGUUAAGAAGAAACGUGUCAAGACUAUUAAUAAGGUUAAGAGAGCUCGGAAAGAAAUGCAUCCAUGUAAAGAAUGUGCGGUGGUAGUAGAACGUUUGCCUGAAGAAGAACUGGGCAAGUUAUUGGCAAGAAAUGCGACGAAAUCGAACGAUGUGGCAAACUUUCACCGAAAUAAAUAUGGUCGCUUUGUUAUUUCAAGAAACCAGCAGCACACUGAAAUAUCUGAGGAACAAAAUAGUCUGAAAGGAGAGGAUUUGACGAGCUGUAUAACUGAUCCUAAUUCUAAGAUAAUUACAAGAAAAAAAUCAGAAAAUCAUGCAGCUAGUAAAGAACAUAUUGUAAAAGCAGAAAGGAAGAAGUCGCUCAACAAAAGUAAAUCUCGCAGAAAACCUAACGCGAGCCAUUGUCAUAAUAAAUCGCACAAAUUUCAACUGUCACUACACACCAUAAAAAGGGAUGGUGAAAAUUCCACUAAACAUCAAGAUGGUGAAAAAUAUGCAAAUAGCAAUAUUCCGCGAACUGAAAACAUGCCUAAAAUUGAAAAUAGUGAGGAUAAUUUAAAGGUUAAUGUAAAUAAAGAAUCUGCAUCAAAAGGAUUCAAGCUGUCUCUCAAGAGAACAGUAACUUCUACUGAAGGUUUUUGUAAUAAAAUCUCACGGAUUAAAGAUCUCAGUGAGAAGCAAGACAGUGAUUCUAAUGAUGAAGAUUUUGAAAGUAAAUUAAAGAUUACUCCCAAGAGAAAAUUACACAAUUCCAAAAAGAAUGAGGUAAAUGUUUCUGAACUGAGAAAGCGUGCAAAAGUUGAAUAUGCACCGUGCAGUAAUCGCCGAUCAAUUAAUAAACCCAAACUCCAAGUUUGCAACAGAGAUUUGAAUCAAGAGAACACACUUGACCACCUACAAGUUAACUCUGAUAGCAGUCAAAAUCAAAAAAAUGAUCAUAUUAUUCCAAAGAAAUCAUCCCACCUGAAAAUUUUGCAAGUUGCAGUUAAAAGACUGAAGAAGCAAACUACGACUGCACCUAACAAAGCUGACCCAGUGGAGCCUUCGAAUCAACACAUAGAAACACAUAAAACAGUUUGUAAUAAUCCGACUGAUAUUUCAACUGUCAAAGCAACAGAUCAAGGUCAAAAUAAGGCCAAAGAGACUAGGAAUAGACUGAUUACAGAUUAUUUUUUCAAAAUUGAUAAAAGCAAUGUUUUGCCAGCAAAAACUGUGAAAUCCUUGGAAGACAAAGUAAUUGAGGAUGCAGUAUUGAGAAAGAAAUGGAAAAUUCACAAAGAUGUGAUUAUACCGUUAAUAAAUUGUAAAGAAUUGAAAACAUCUAAGUCGGGAUAUGUUGCCUCAGAAAUUGAGAAACUGAAUCAAAAAUACUCCACUUUGUUUGUUUUUGGCAAUCUCUCAAGUACAACUGUAAAUACAUCUCACUCACCCUACAAACAAUCAUCCACCAAUUUCAGUGAUGAGUCUUUGAUAAGUGAUAAUGUAGUUAAGAUUCUUCAAAACUCAGUUCACACUGUUACGGUUCCAAUGGAAAGAAAUGCAUUGCCUAUCAACUACAAACCUCCACAUUUCGAAAAAUAUUCACCAGUAAAAAGUAUAGAAGUUUCGUUGAAUGACAAUUCAUCUACAAUAAAUUCUGAACCAGGAUCAAGAGAAGCAGAGAAACCAGCAAUUCGGAUGGAUCGUACAGAUGAUGUUUCUCCUCAUUCCAAAGGCGAAAAUAAACGAGAUAUGGAUAAGGAACCGCCCCGUCUAUCUCUGUUCACAAGUAAUCACGAAAUUAGAAAUCAUCUUAGUCAGACUUCAGAAAAAUCAUUCGAAGUAGCAUCUACUCUUAAAAUUCCAUCAUCCGUAUCUCCAAAGAAACAAAGAACCAGACAAUUAGUCCAACAUAAUCCAGAAUUAAAUAACACACAAGUUCCUGGGGUAGAAAUCAUUACUGGCGUACGAAAAGUGACUAAAACGCCAGAGAAAAUUUGCACUGUGUCAUUAACAAAAAACAUAGAUUUUUCGCUUCACACUGAUGAAAUGCGGAAAAAACUAAAUAGUACGCCGUUACUCAGGAAUAAUUCUAUGCAUGCUAUCAAUCAGCCAGAUACGUGUUCGGCUCAUAGGUCGGAAACAAAACAGCCCAAAAAAUCAUACAAAUCCGAACUGGCUAAAGAAAAAGUGACUAAAACAUCUUUUCCUCUAAAUGGCAUGACAAUUUUAAACCAUUCCGUCCUGGAUGAUCGAGAUAAUUGGAUGGACAUGGGCGAGAGCAGUGAUGACGGUGCAGCCAAAAUUAAUAUAGCUGUGGAUAAUGGUGAUACAGUGCAACAAAGCGAAAGUUUAGAAAUACGUCCAAAUCUCUGCAUCACAGUAGCCAGCGAAACAGUACCUUGUAAUAGCACAAAAAAUAUGCGAACUGAUUCUCUUGCUAUUAACGAUCUUGCAUGUACUAUUGAAAAUUGCAAAGAUACAAAUCCCAGCGGAGAUAUCAGACGCCCGGCUGAAUGUCCCCGCAACUGUCCAUCAUUGAUGAAAAUUCUAGAAUCAAAGAAAACUCAGUAUCAUUCGGCGCAUCAACCUGCUUGCAAAACUAUUGAAACUCGCUCAAGUGGAGAGGAAACAUCAUCUGGAAGUGGUAUAAUUGAGAAGAGAGAUCACAAUACACACCACAGCGAAACAGAUUCUGAUAAUCUUACUGAAGAAAUAUCACUUAAUGACAAUUGUGUUGAUGCAUUUCCGUCCCUCUACAUUGAUGAAAAUCUUCAACCUUCUGAUGUACAGGAUAUUCCUGUUAUGGAUACGGUAGAACAACUUGGGUCAUCUGUUGACACGGAUAUAAGUGAAUCUGAUCCACUAGCUAUGACACCUACAGAAUCAAACAUGUCAACUUCUAACGAUUGUAUCAGUAGUGUAGUGGCUGAAGUUGAUCAAGCUGAUGACAAUACUGAAUUACCUUUGAAAAAAGAAUGUAUUUUUUGCAAGAAGGCAUUCAGAUUCACAUACAACUUGGGAAAACAUUUAUCAACGUUGCAUGUAAGAGAUACAAAUAAGUCGUGUACCAUCUGUGAUAAACAAUUGACUGAAAAAAAUGUGAUCAAACAUUAUCUUGAACACUGUGGUUGCACAGAAAUAUGUGAGACUGGUGCCAGCGAAUGCAGUAUUUGUACCAAAAAAUUCAAGAAACCACGAGCUCUUAGCUAUCACAUGAGACAUAAGCACGGUAUUGCAAAACAACAGGGUAGUCCGAAUACAGUAUCGCAAACUUCUAAAUCAAACACAUGUACUAUGUGCCGAUCAACAUAUAACUCCGAAGAAGAUUUGUUCUUGCACAUGUUGACUCAUACUGAAAAAGACUUGCAGGAUACCUACGAAGUUGAAAAGGUUAAAAAACAGCUUGAAUCAAUUACGGAUACUAGAGAAGUGAUAAUUUCUGAAAAUCAAGCCAGUGGCAAUUCUGAGAGCAAAAAUGCUAAACCUGAGGAACAAGUACCACCCAAACUCACAGGGACUAGUGAUACUCCAACUGCAUUGUCUUCUGCUGUUUCAACUUGUGAAUUAUCAAUUUGCCUUUGCCAUAAAGCUGAACGACUCGAAAUGUCAUGUGGUGUAAUAAUUGAACUUGCGAUAGUGUGCAAACAGUGUAAAACAUUUUUUAAAACAAGAAAAUGCUUUAAAGAUCAUUACAACAUUUCACCGUGUACAUGGAAUAGUUUGAGUGGAGUGACACCUGCAAUGUUUUGCAAUAAAUAUCGCGUUAUUUUAAGUUCCCUGCAAGAUAUGCACUCGCACUUGAAGAAGCACAGUGACCUCAAUUUAGAAAUGCACAUGUCGUUACUCUGUAAACAUUGCAAUGUAUUCUUUUUUUCAAUCGGACCUCUAUUUUACGAACAUUGGUUCAAUCACUGCAAGGAUCCUCUAUAUAUUGCUGAUCAUUGGGUAUUUCCUAAUAAUACUAAAAUAAAGAUCGUCGAGCCGAAUAGUAGAACAGAUGGCAAUAAUGACGAACCCACUGAAAGUCUUUUCGUUGCUGAUUAUCAGUGUCAUUAUUGUAAAAAACCGUUUCGAACUCAAGUUGAGUUGAACAAGCACCUUAUUUUUAACCACACAUGUCAUCAAAAAGUUGAUUCUCCACCUCGAGUUAGUAAAAUUAUCAACUUGUGCUUUAAACUAAUUUGCAGUAUAUGUAAUAAAGAUUUCGCUGACAAAUCAAGAUUUGAUACUCAUGUUGAAGAGCACAGAACCAUCAAAGAUUUACUACAAAUUCCUAAAGACCUGUGUAAAUCAUCAGAAGGUAAUCCGCUUUCUUGCAACAUAUGUAAAAUCGAAUAUGACACAACAAAGGAUUAUGAAAAUCACUUGAUCAAACAUGAUAUAAUUCAGGAAAAAUUUGUUUGCAAUUAUUGCGCACUCAUGGUGGAUAGUAUUAAAGACUUCGAACAUCAUUCCACGGAACAUAAAGGUACACCAGAAAAACCAGUUUCAUGUAAAGUCAUAUUUGCUACAGCCAAGUUUCAUUGUAAGACUUGUAAAUUAUGGUUUGAUAAUCAAGCUAUAUUGGAUAAGCAUUUUGCAACACAUAGUAAUUCGGUUAAAUCAACUUCAGAACUUGUAGAAAAAUCACCUGUAAAAUCUGCGAGGGCUGUUGAGAAAACAAGCGUUGCCAAUGAGACUAGUCAACAAGAAUCGAAUAGUCAAAUUGAUGACGCAAGCGCUGUCAUUGAGGGAAAUCAGCAAGAAUUCGCCAACGAUGUUGAGGAAACAAGCACUACCACUGAAACGAAUCGACAAGAAUCAACUAAUCAAAUUGAUGACACAAGCGCGAUUAUUGAGAAGAAUCAGCAAGAAACCAUUAGUGGAGUUCAAGAAACAAGCAAUACCGUUGAAACAAAUCAGGAAGAAUCAACUAACCAAAUUGCCGAUGCAAGUGCUAUCGUUGAGAAGAAUCAGCAAGAAUCAACGAUCGAAAUCGAAGCAGGAAGUGCUAUUAUUGAAAAUAAUCAGAAAAAAUCGAUUAAUCGAGUUGAGAAAACCAUCGCUAUCAUUGAAAGAAAUCCACAAGGAUCAAACUACCAAAUUGAACCUGAUGCUUCCAUUCCCACGCACAAAGAUAUCACUUCGGAUAGCUCUAAAGUAAUUCCCAGUGUGAUAGACGUAUCUGAUGACUCGAAUUGUACGAAUGCUGAAAUACUGCCCAGCGAGAAGAAUGCACUAGAAGAUUCAACCACAAAAAACUCUAUGCUUAAGGAACAGCUUCCAAAAUCGAGCGACGAAGAACCUAAGAAGUUAUCAUUCUUACGUGUUAAAGAUUUAAAAGAACUUCUUCCAUACACUUGUAGCAAAUGCAAAGCUGAGUUUAAUACGGAGGAGAAUCUUAACAGUCAUGAUUGUAAAGAGUCGUUAAAAACACGGAUUAGAGUUAGUUACAUUUGUAAAACGUGUACAAAGAUUGAAUGCAAUACUGUUGACGAUUGGUACCAGCAUAUGAUGACACACAUCUCAAUGCAAUCUACCCCAAAUUCUUCUGGCACUUGGGUGUGUGUACUUGACGGACCGCAUGGGAAAAAGACCUUUAUAUGUACCAUUUGCCACAAUUACAGAACUCAUUUCCUCAAUGAAAUAGAGGUUCAUUUAAUACGUAGUCACGCAGACGUCGCUGCUCCUCUUUUUAACUGCAAAUUUUGUCCAUCAUUUAAAACUGACAUAAAACCAGAAAUGGAACGUCAUUUAGCCGCUCAUUUUCGAAGUCUAGAAACAACACCUACCUUAGCUACCUCAAAUAGCACAAUAUAUCCGUUUCAUCAACUUGACAAUUACAUCAACUCUCACUCAAAUUCAUUUUUACCUGUACGUGGAUCAGAUACUAACUCAUCCGAACAUCUAUCAGUGAAAAAUUCAAACAACUCCGAACAACCAAGUUUGGCAAUUCCUUUUAAUAAGGAGAGCAAUAAUACUCCACAACCUCUUUCAGUUUUGCACUCUAAUAACUUUCAACAACCAACUCCAAUUAUAUCUGGUGGAAGCUUGGGCAAUGAUUUAACACCGGUUUUAACAGCUGACAAUUCCAACAAUCUUCAACAACCCGUUCCGAUUUCAUCUGACAGUAGUUCACGUAAUAAUUUAGCUCCAACAAAACCAGUCAACAGUACCAAUAAUUUCCAAAUACCAGUUUCAAUUUCAUCUUUACCCACUACAUCAGGCGACAAUGUAGUACCACAAUUUACUCUGAUUGGCAGCUUCAAUAAUAUCCAACAACCAGUGCCAACGAUUCCAAUAAACUCCAACAAUAGCUCACUAACAUAUACACCGGUUCAAAAUUCUAACGCCUUUGAACUAGGAGUUCCGUUUGUACCAGUUACUAUUUCGGAAAAUAAUUUGUCAUCGGAUCAGCGAAUUAAUACUUCAGAAUGGUUAUCGACAAUAGUUCAAUCGUGUCAAAAUCAAUCCAAUAAUACUCCACAGUUUAAUGGUAUUGCCAACGUGGUAUACAGGUUACCUACACCUGCUGCAAACCCUUUAUACUCUUGCAGUAUAUGUCAAAAUUAUCAUUGCUCGACAGAGCAAGAACUAAAGCUUCACGAGUCUCUACAUCAGCGAACUGAGUAUAACGCUCCUUCGAAAAAAGCAUACCGAUGCAGGUUGUGCAAAGAAUAUCUUUAUGGUUCUGACGAUGAUUUGAGAGCACAUGUACAGACGUGUCCCAAAAGUGGAAAGUCCCAAUUACCUCAAAAUCACAUUCAACCAGUCGAAGCCCUUGCAUCAUUUAAAUGCAAACAUUGUACCCAGGUCUUUUCAUCUUAUAAUAUAUACCUGCGCCACAUAAAUACAUUUCAUACUUUUCUUGUUCUCAAUCAGCAACAAGGAAAUGAAACCCAAUUGCGAACUAGAUAUCCUUAUUCUUGUCCCAUAUGUACGACAGGUUUUCUACAAGAGACUCACUUGCAGGCUCAUAUUAGGCAAUUGCAUCCAAAUGACCAAGUGGUACAUCCAAAAGUAUUUCAUAGUCAAGCUUUGUUCAAAUGUGGUAUUUGUGAGUUACUUCUUGUAUCUGAAGCGGCGUUAAAUGCUCACAUGAGGUCGCACAAUAUCAUAAAUUCUUAGUAGUUCACUUAAUUCUUUUUAAAAUGUAUUAAUAUAAUUUUAGAUUUUUUUUAACUUUCAAAUUCAUUUUUAUCAUGCAAAUUCAGAAAUUAUUUUUCCCGAUAC